AAAUCACAUCAGAACAAUUUCAGGUGUGGUGGAUUAGUUAAGUUAGCUGGUUUGGUUGUGUUGCAGUACAAAAAGAAGAGGAAGUACAAAGGACAAAAUUGACAAUUAAAAAAAAAAAAAAAACUAUUAUAUCUCUGUACCAGAUCUUCUACUUUAUAGCUUACAAAAAAGAUUGCUGCCUCCACCACGUCCCUCGCAAGGAAGGAAAGCACUCUCUCUCACUCGCUCUCUGUUUUUCUCUCUUGAAAAAAACAACUCACUCUCUUUCUCUACCUGCUUUACCUUGUCCCUCUCUCUCUACAUUAUUCCUCCUCUGCUCUGGUCUGCUGUCUCCUUGGUUCCUUCAAUGGCGCCGAGUUCCAGAGACCUCCAGCUCACCACCGCCGGCCCAAAACAGCCUGAUAUUGACCGCGAAGACGUACGGCUUCUGGAUUCGUAUGAAAAGGAAAAUUCAAAUAAAUUGGUGGCUUCAGAGGAAGAAGGUAUGAAAAGAAUUCAAGUGAGAGUGACAGGGAUGACAUGUGCGGCUUGUUCCAAUUCGGUCGAAGGAGCUCUCAUCACCCUCAAUGGGGUCUUCCGAGCUUCAGUCGCUUUGCUUCAGAACAAGGCCCAAGUCGUUUUUGAUCCCAAUUUGCUCAAUGGAGAAGACAUCAAGAAUGCAAUAGAAGAUGCUGGGUUUGAGGCAGAAAUUUUACCAGAACCUAGUGCAUCUCAAACAAAGCCACAGGGAACCCUGUUGGGACAGUUCACAAUAGGAGGUAUGACAUGUGCAGCUUGUGUGAAUUCUGUUGAAGGUAUCUUAAGAGAGCUCCCUGGAGUUAAAAGGGCAGCAGUUGCCUUGGCUACUUCAUUAGGGGAAGUCGAGUAUGAUCCUACUGUGAUUAGUAAGGAUGCUAUAGUUAAUGCAAUUGAAGAUGCUGGUUUUGAAGCUGCACUUGUACAGAGCAGUGAGCAGGAUAAAAUCAUACUGGGGGUUGCUGGAAUAUCUAAUGAAAUGGAUAUACUGCUUUUGGAAAGCAUACUUUGCAACUUGAAAGGAGUGAGACAAUUUUGUUUUGGCAGGUCAUCAGGAGAACUAGAAGUCCUCUUUGAUCCCGAAGUUGUUGGUUCUAGAUCCUUAGUUGAUAAUAUUGAGGAAGGAAGCAUUGGGAAGUUCAAAUUACAUGUUAAGAACCCUUACACGAGAAUGGCUUCUAAAGACCUAGAAGAAUCCUCAAAUAUGUUUCGGCUCUUUACUGCUAGUCUGAUUCUCAGUGUUCCCGUCUUCCUGAUGAGAGUAGUCUGCCCUCACAUACCUCUGUUGUAUUCUUUGUUGCUCCGCCAAAGUGGGCUGUUCCGGAUUGGUGAUUGGUUGAAUUGGGCAUUGGUCACUAUUGUUCAAUUUGUUGUUGGGAAGCGUUUCUACAUUGCAGCUGGCAGAGCACUAAGAAAUGGUUCUACAAACAUGGAUGUGUUGGUUGCGUUGGGUACUUCAGCCUCUUAUUUCUACUCCGUGUGCGCACUUCUAUAUGGUGCAGUGACUGGGUUUUGGUCCCCAACAUACUUUGAAACAAGUGCUAUGCUAAUAACAUUUGUGCUGUUGGGAAAGUAUCUAGAAACACUUGCCAAGGGGAAAACUUCAGAUGCUAUAAAGAAGUUAGUGGAACUCGCGCCUGCGACUGCUUUGUUGCUUGAGAAAGACAAAGAUGGGAAGAGCACUGGAGAAAGGGAAAUUGAUGCUUUGCUGAUUCAGCCUGGUGACAUAUUAAAAGUUCUUCCCGGUGCAAAGGUUCCUGUUGAUGGCAUGGUCGUGUGGGGUUCAAGCUAUGUUAACGAGAGUAUGGUUACUGGUGAAUCUGCUCCCAAUUUGAAGGAGGUCAAUUCAUCAGUUAUAGGAGGUACAAUGAAUUUACAUGGUUCUCUUCAUAUAAAAGCCACCAAAAUAGGAUCUAACACAGUUUUGAGCCAGAUAAUUUGUCUGGUUGAGACAGCACAGAUGUCCAAAGCUCCUAUUCAGAAGUUUGCUGAUUUUGUCGCAAGCAUAUUUGUCCCUACAGUUGUUGCCAUGUCAUUGCUGACGCUGUUGGGAUGGUACAUUGGUGGAGCUCUCGGAGCUUACCCAGAGCAAUGGUUACCCAAAAAUGGCAAUUAUUUUGUUUUUGCCCUCAUGUUUUCAAUAUCAGUUGUGGUGAUUGCAUGUCCUUGUGCACUUGGCUUGGCCACCCCAACUGCUGUCAUGGUUGCAACAGGGGUUGGAGCUAUUAAUGGUGUGCUAAUAAAAGGAGGAGAUGCAUUAGAGAGGGCUCAGAAGAUUAAAUAUGUAGUGUUUGAUAAAACAGGCACCCUAACCCAAGGAAAAGCCAGAGUUACAACUGUAAGAGUUUUAACAGAAAUGGAUCGAGGAGAAUUCCUUACAUUGGUAGCUUCGGCAGAGGCUAGCAGUGAACACCCUUUGGCGAAAGCUAUAAUGGAAUAUGCCCACCACUUUCACUUCUUUGACGAGUCUUCCGCUACCAAGGAUGCCCAAAACUACAGAAAAGAGUUUAAUAUCUCUGAAUUCCCUGGAUGGCUUUUUGAUGUCACUGAGUUCUCUGCUCUGCCUGGAAAAGGUGUCCGGUGCUUUAUAAAUGGAAAACAAAUUUUGGUUGGUAACCGGAAGCUGCUGACUGAAAAUGGUGUCACCAUUCCAAUCCAUGCUGAAAAUUUUGUUGUUGAAUUGGAAGAAAGUGCACAAACUGGCAUACUUGUUGCAUAUGAUAAUGCCCUCAUUGGUGUUAUGGGGGUAGCAGAUUCACUAAAGAGAGAAGCAGCUGUAGUUGUAGAAGGCCUUAGGAAAAUGGGCGUCAAUCCUAUCAUGGUUACAGGGGAUAAUUGGAGGACUGCUCGAGCAGUUGCUAGGGAGGUUGGUAUUGAAGAUGUAAGGGCAGAGGUGAUGCCGGCAGGAAAAGCAGAGGUAAUCCGUUCAUUUCAGAAAGAUGGAAGUGUAGUGGCGAUGGUGGGUGAUGGUAUCAAUGAUUCGCCUGCCUUGGCUGCUGCUGAUGUUGGUAUGGCAAUUGGGGCAGGAACCGAUAUCGCGGUAGAGGCUGCUGAUUAUGUGUUGAUGAGGAGUAAUUUAGAAGAUGUUAUCACAGCCAUUGAUCUAUCAAGAAAGACCUUCACUCGUAUACGAUGGAAUUAUGUGUUUGCCAUGGCCUACAAUGUGAUUGCAAUCCCUGUUGCUGCAGGGGUUUUCUUUCCUUGGAUAAGGAUUGAGUUACCGCCUUGGGCAGCUGGUGCAUGCAUGGCUCUGUCUUCUGUAACUGUUGUGUGCUCUUCUUUGCUUCUUAGGACAUAUAGAAAACCCAGACUUACCUCUCUACUGGAGAUAACUGUAGAUUAAAAAAAAACUGAGAGGAUCAUGACAGUAAAAAGGAAAAGGAAAAGAAAAAUAAAAUUAAAAAAAGAGGAAAAAAAAUUAUUUAACCAAUUUCAUGGAAAAGAAAAUUGAAAGAGAUAAAGUGAAUGGGAAUGGGGAGGAAUUUAUUUUAUUUUAUAUUUUUCAACUUCAUUCUUAAAAUAUAUAUAAAUAAUAGGCCCGGUUUUUUUGUUUACUUACAUGCCCACUUACAUGCCCACGUUUGAUGUUAAAUUUCACAUGUAGCUUCUUGUGCCAUUCAUUCCUCUGUAUUCUUUUUUGGUUUUACUAAAAUGAAGAGAAUCAUUGGUCUC
Cornus florida is the source of this 3687-nucleotide messenger RNA. RefSeq names its product copper-transporting ATPase RAN1. Lineage: Eukaryota; Viridiplantae; Streptophyta; Magnoliopsida; Cornales; Cornaceae. The transcript has 9 exons. Gene Ontology annotation, biological process: monoatomic cation transport. Gene Ontology annotation, cellular component: membrane. Bases 347 to 3358 code for a protein of 1003 amino acids. Gene Ontology annotation, molecular function: ATP hydrolysis activity; ATP binding; copper ion binding. The record is from RefSeq and is a predicted model, not a curated record.